AUGGAAAAUGGACCCAAUUCCGAAACUGUUAACAAUAAUUCGACCAAUCUUGAAAUCAACAACGCAACCCCUGUGUCGGAUCAUCAGAGCUUGAAUCUGGGUCAUGGAACUCGAUUUAAACCUUCUUCUGUUCAAAAUCUGGUAACAUUAGCAACUAGUUCCACCAAUUAUACUCCUGCUUUCGGCUCCAAGUUUUCAAAUCACAAUUCCUCAUACACGAACAACUGGUCUAAUCAAGAAGACGACAACGAAGAUGGAUAUCUUGAUGAUUCUACAAUCAAUGAAACCCCGAUUCAUCUGGGGUACAAAAAUCACAAGACUUCUCCGUUCACUGGUGAAAUUCAUAUAAAACCCUCGAAUCCUUCUCAAUAG
Messenger RNA from Lactuca saligna, 372 nucleotides. The record is from the annotation of a GenBank genome assembly. Lineage: Eukaryota; Viridiplantae; Streptophyta; Magnoliopsida; Asterales; Asteraceae.